Messenger RNA from Neurospora crassa OR74A, 447 nucleotides. RefSeq lists its product as hypothetical. The transcript has 2 exons. Bases 1 to 447 code for a protein of 148 amino acids. The record is from RefSeq and is a predicted model, not a curated record. Lineage: Eukaryota; Fungi; Ascomycota; Sordariomycetes; Sordariales; Sordariaceae.
AUGGCCACGAGCCUCCUCCAUCCCACACACGUAUUCCGCGAGGUGGCUACGAUCUUCGCGAUAUCGGAUGAGGUACUCAAACGCAAAAAAGGAAAGUACUGUAUAUGUAUCUCUGUGGUCCGCGACUCCGACGUACCUGCCAAAUGUCUGCCCAGAUGGAAAAGUGGAAAGUACUCCCCAGGAACUCCGAAUGUCCGACUACCUCUACCUGAUCCUAAUAUGGCAAAUACCCCCCUUCCAGAAAUCUGCCGUGUAACGGAUCACUAUUACUUAAGUAGUUGUUCACAAUCACUGCACAGUUCGGUGUGUCCCGUGCAACCGCCAACCGGUGUCUACGUAGGUAGUGACGUCGGGAAACGACUUAAAUCCUACAACGAACCGCUCACCGACGGGAUGUCAUACUACAUGUACUCGGUAACGGAAGUUCCUAGCGAGACAUCAACUUGA